This is a messenger RNA of Branchiostoma floridae (Florida lancelet), 1477 nucleotides long. RefSeq lists its product as uncharacterized. Gene Ontology annotation, biological process: signal transduction. Lineage: Eukaryota; Metazoa; Chordata; Leptocardii; Amphioxiformes; Branchiostomatidae. The transcript is spliced from 5 exons. The coding region runs from base 144 to 605 and encodes 153 amino acids. Gene Ontology annotation, cellular component: cytoplasm; nucleus; nucleotide-activated protein kinase complex. Gene Ontology annotation, molecular function: protein kinase binding. The record is from RefSeq and is a predicted model, not a curated record.
GUGACAGGCAGAAGGACACAAAUAGCUUAGUAUUUUUCCAUCCUUAGUUUCUCGACCCCUCCAAGACAAGACGUAUUUCUAGAAGCGUCCUUUACCUAGGUCACCGCCAGAGACAUCUAUCCCUACUCGUAUUUAUCUACCUAAUGUCGAGCUACACUGUGAUGAAAGGCCCCCUGGCGGAAAAGUUUGAAGGUGCAGGUCACCACGACCAUGGAGAUGCCACGUCCCAGAUGUUGCUGGAGGAAUGGAACACCACGUGGCCUGUGAGAAUAGUCUGGAAUGGACAUCUUGAUGAAGAGACGUACAUCGUCGGGAGUUGGGAUUCUUGGAAGAGCUGGAAUAAAGUCACCAAAAUUUUUUGCAGUGACCGUGACGAGGAGUCAUACAAGGUUGAAUUGGAACUCCCGGCUGGACUUUAUGAAUAUAGAUACAGGACCGCGAGUGGAAGUUGGUUCCACAACCAGGACAUGCCCACAACAAUGAAUCGCUUCGGAACGUUCAACAACAUCUUGGAUGUGCCAGCUGCGGCCACUCCGACCAACGAGGAGAUGUCUGUUCCCACUGGCGACAGCUUUUGGAGUAGAAUGUUAUCAAUGGUUUAUUGAGCAAAAGUUAGCCUGGAACCCAGCCAUGUUCUGCUUUAGUCGCUUCUCAUAUAGAUAGGUGUUGGCAGGAAGCAGAGCGACCAAAGCACAACACUGCUGGAUUCCAGGCUAGCAAAAGUGGCAACCAAAGCUAAAUUGUUUCCUGCAACAAGUUAAAAGCAGAACUAGGGAAUCAUUUACUAGGAAAACUGUGCUACUAAAAACAUGAAUAUACAGGGCAACAUUACAAUAUUAAAAUGUUUUGUCUGUUAACAUGCUUAUGUUAUUGGCCAACAUCAUGAUAUUGAUUGGUCACAGUUUACAAAUUUGAUAAAUGCUUUAAGUCUUGCCAAACGUCUAUGAAUGACAUAGAUAAGUCUCGUUUACCUCUGUAUAAGUGCUCAUACAAGUAGCCAUACAGCACUACAAUAUUUGUAUUUCCCGUCUAACUCAAUGAUUAACUUAACGCAAAUGCCCAAAGCGUAACCCACUUGUACUUGUACUGUACAGCAAUCUAUAUGUCAGAAAGCCGACAGCAAUCUAUAUGUCAGAGAAUUAACCGGCAUCAAUCUAGAUGUCAGAGAGUUAGCGAACAGCAAUCUAGAUGUCAGAGAGUUAGCGAACAGCAAUCUAGAUAUCAGAGAGUUAGCGAACAGCAAUCUAGAUAUCAGAGAGUUAGCGAACAGCAAUCUAGAUGUCAGAGAGUUAGCGAACAGCAAUGUAGAUAUCAGAGAGUUAGCGAACAGCAAUCUAGAUGUCAGAGAGUUAGCGAACAGCAAUCUAGAUAUCAGAGAGUUAGCGAACAGCAAUCUAGAUGUCAGAGAGUUAGCGAACAGCAAUCUAGAUAUCAGAGAGUUAGCGAAUAGCAAUCUAGAUAUCAGAGAGUUAGCGAA